Messenger RNA from Rotaria socialis, 1068 nucleotides. Lineage: Eukaryota; Metazoa; Rotifera; Eurotatoria; Philodinida; Philodinidae. The record is from the annotation of a GenBank genome assembly.
AUGAAUAGCAAAAAAAGCGCUGUUUGUUACUUAACUCGAACACCUGACUCUGAAACAAUUCAAUUUGCUGAACAAUUAGCACGGGAUUCUCGGCUAUCGUCCAAUGUUGAUAUUUGUAUUAUGAUCGAUGAUAAUAAUUUUCAGAUACAAGCAAAUUCAUUAAUAAAUUUUAUUCAAAUCAAUAACAAUGAAUGUAUAUCAAAUGGUUAUCAUUCGUCGAAUAAACUUGAAAUGAACAAAGAUUGUAUAUCAUGGGAUAAAGCAUUAUAUUAUUUUUGUCAUAUAAAACAAAAUGAUUAUUCAUUUGUCUGGCUUAUUGAAGAUGAUUGUUUUAUUCCAUCAGUUGAUGCUUUUUUUUCGUUACAUGAUAAAUAUUCAAAAGGACAUAGUAGUGGAGAUUUAAUUUGUCAGAAAAACGAUGAAAAUUUAUACGGUGAUACAUCAACCUGGAAAUGGGGUGAUGUAGUUGGGAAAUUUUCACCUCCAUGGUAUCAUUCAAUGGUUUGUGCUAUUGGUUGUAGUCGAAGAUUAUUGGAUGCAAUUGGAAAUUAUGCCAAGCAAAGACGUUUUCUUCCAUUUAUUGAAUAUAUGUUUAAUACAAUUGCUAUGCAAAGUCAAAUGAAAGUUAUUAAUCCUUCAGAGUUGAGUACCAUUGUAUUUCGAGAAAAUUGGACAUCGGAACAUGUUCGUCAAAGGCCUAACAAUUGGUUUCAUCCUUUUAAAAAUGAACACGUUCGACGAGAUAUUCGUUUAGAAAUGUCAAAUUCAUCGCAGAUGCCUACGCAUAAUAUUGGAGAUCCAGGAAACAUAGGAUAUCAAGGACAAAUGCCUCAAUACCAGGGUCAAAUCCCCCCUUACCAGGGACCAAUACCUCAAUACCAGGGAUCAAUACCUCAAUACCAAGGACCAAUACCUCAAUACCAAGGACAAAUGCCUCAAUACCAGGGGCAAAUGCCUCAAUAUCCAUAUUUUAUGCCACCAUCAUAUAAUUUACCACCGAAUAGCGGAAGUGGUUUUUUUCCGCAUACUUAUCCUUCAAAUAUGCCACCUCCUUAUCCACCGCAUUAA